UGAAACGUCGUUAAUUCAGUUGGGCUUUAGGAUCCGAAUAAAAUAAAUUUGCUUGAGACCUUGUGAAGGAAAAAGUUAAGUAUUGAAAAUGCGUGGGAUACUAAUUCUUUUUUUGUGCCUUACCGUGGCCUCUUUGGUUAUGGGCAAUGAGUACGUCUUUGGAAAACGCCAAAAAGAUGAUUUUAAAAUUACCGACAGAAUUAUUAUAAAGCCAAGAAUACCCGGUAAAAGUGCAGUAGUCAGAGCUGGAGCUCAUACAAAAGAAGUAAUAUCUUACAUUCAAGUAAAAGAUUUGUAUAGAUUCAAUUCAACAGUUAUAAUACAAAAUGGUGGAGUAAACUUACAGAAUGUCCUUUUAUUAAUCACUGGAAAUGUGGGAGAGGGAUUACUUGCACGAUUCAAAGUUUAUGGAGUGAAAAAAAAUACAACAGAACCUACUACCACUCAACCAAGUACCAAUAGUACCAUUGAGUCUACUGAAGAACCAAUCACCAUUCUACCUACUGAAGAACCAAGUAAUAGUACAACUACUGAAGAACCAAGUAAUAGUACAACUACUGAAGGACCAACCAGCAGUCCACCUACCGAAGAACCAAGUAAUAGUACAACUACUGAAGGGCCAACCAGCAGUCCACCUACCGAAGAACCAAGUAAUAGUACAACUACUGAAGGGCCAACCAGCAGUCCACCUACCGAAGAACCAAGUAAUAGUACAACUACUGAAGGACCAACCAGCAGUCCACCUACCGAAGAACCAACAAGUAGUCCACCUACCGAAGGACCAACCAGUAGUCCACCUACCGAAGGACCAACCAGUAGUCCACCUACCGAAGGACCAACCAGUAAUCCACCUACCGAAGGACCAACUACCAGUGAGCCAACUACCGAAGAACCAAUUGACACUACAUCUACUGAAAUAUCCACCACCAGUACGUCUACUGAACCACCAAGCAUUAGUGUAUCUACCGAAGGAUCAGGUAGCGGUACGUCCAGUGAACAAAAACCAUAAAUUAAUCUUCGAAUAAGGCGGCAAUGGAGAAUUUACUAACUGAUCCAAACAGCAGUGCUCUCAAUAUUUUAAGCAAUCAAAUUAGACAAAAUAAGAGAGAGAGAGAGAGAGAGAGAGAGAGAGAGAGAGAAAUAGAAAAGAAAAAAUAUAAUGAGAAGAAUAAAGAUAAAGAAAAUAUGAAUUUCGUAUCGUGCGUUCGUAGAUUAAUUAUCAUGUAACUUUGGACAUAUGCAGAUUGUAUAUAUAUAUAUAUAUAUAUAUCCAAUAAUGUGGAUUUAUUAAUAAUUUUCUCUGUUAAAUGAGAAAAUGAAGUAUAAGAUGAAAAAUAUAAUCUAUUUCAUUUA
Messenger RNA from Vespa velutina, 1353 nucleotides. Its product is annotated as platelet glycoprotein Ib alpha chain-like. The record is from RefSeq and is a predicted model, not a curated record. The transcript is spliced from 2 exons. Bases 89 to 1009 code for a protein of 306 amino acids. NCBI's taxonomy places the organism in Eukaryota, Metazoa, Arthropoda, Insecta, Hymenoptera, Vespidae.